Messenger RNA from Penicillium alfredii, 1314 nucleotides. Its product is annotated as putative MFS transporter Seo1. The transcript is spliced from 3 exons. The record is from RefSeq and is a predicted model, not a curated record. Gene Ontology annotation, molecular function: transmembrane transporter activity. Bases 1 to 1314 code for a protein of 437 amino acids. Gene Ontology annotation, cellular component: membrane. Lineage: Eukaryota; Fungi; Ascomycota; Eurotiomycetes; Eurotiales; Aspergillaceae. Gene Ontology annotation, biological process: transmembrane transport.
AUGGCCGGCCCCCAACAACGCCGCAAAUGGUAUAAACUACAAUGGUUUGCAGACCACGACACCAAAGAGGAGAGAUGGCUUCUCCUCAAACUUGAUCUGUUGAUUGUCCCCUAUGCCUUCCUGGCUUACUGGACCAAGUAUAUCGACCAGGCCAAUAUCAACAACGCCUAUGUCUCUGGCCUCAAAGAAGACUUGAAUUUGCAUGGUAAUGAGCUCGUCCAGCUGCAGACUAUGUAUACCAUUGGCGCCGUGGUUGGCCAGCUGCCCUUUGCGUAUUUGUUCACUAAGCUGCCGAUGUCGUGGGUCAUCCCAUUUAUGGAUGUUGCCUGGGGGAUCUUUACGCUGGUCCAGUAUCGGGCUACUUCGUAUGCGGAGCUGGCGGCGUAUCGGUUUCUUGUUGGCUCGUGGUACCGCAGCGACGAGAUCUCCCGACGAGGCGGAUGCUUCUACGUCGGCCUGACCCUGGGCACGCUGACAGCAAGCCUCAUCCAAGCAGGCGCCUCAAGCAGACUCGACGGUGUCAACGGCCUAGCCGGCUGGCGAUGGAUGUACAUAAUCUGCGCGAUAAUCACAAUCCCCAUCGCCAUCCUGGGCUACUUCAUUCUCCCAGGCACGCCCGACAAGCCCAACAAACUCGUCCUCAAACAGGAUGACAUCGCCCUCGCGCGCACGCGCCUCGAGCGCGCCUCGCAUCGUAUCAAAGAAGACCCGCUCUCAUGGCAUACUAUCACCAAAGUCAGCCGUAACUGGAAGUUCUGGGCGCUGCUCUGGCUGGACAUCUUCUUCUGGAACGCCAGCGUCAACACCACGACCGGCGGCUACCAGCUGUGGCUGAAGAGUCUGGACCGGUUCUCGACGAGCCGGCUGAACGAGCUGGCGGCUAUCUCGCCGGCGUUAGGUAUACUUUAUACGCUGAUUGUAUGCUUUUCCUCGGAUCUGUUGCUUGGACCCGCCUGGGCGAUUACCGUGUCCCAUGUCUGGAAUAUCAUCGGCAUCGUCGUCUUGGUUAUCUGGCGCGUUCCGGAGUCAGCUUUGUGGUUUGCUUUCUUUACUACAUACUCGGCUGUUGCUAUGUCCAGUGUGCUGUAUGGCUGGGUUAAUAGUCAGUUACGGUACUCGCCCGUUGAGCGUGCUCUGACACUUGUUCUGGUUAAUGCUGUUGCUCAGUCGACGACGGCUUGGACGCCGCUUUUGGUUUUCAAAACCGUUGAGGGGCCUCGCUUUAUGAAGGGCUAUUCUUUUGUUUUGGGGAAUGCUAUCUGCUUGAUUGUGCUCGCGCAUGUCAUCCAGUUCUUUCUUUCGCGGGAAGAGUAA